Melanotaenia boesemani (Boeseman's rainbowfish) is the source of this 943-nucleotide messenger RNA. RefSeq names its product type-4 ice-structuring protein LS-12-like. Gene Ontology annotation, molecular function: lipid binding. The transcript has 4 exons. The record is from RefSeq and is a predicted model, not a curated record. The coding region runs from base 380 to 850 and encodes 156 amino acids. Gene Ontology annotation, biological process: lipoprotein metabolic process; lipid transport. Lineage: Eukaryota; Metazoa; Chordata; Actinopteri; Atheriniformes; Melanotaeniidae. Gene Ontology annotation, cellular component: extracellular region.
GAGGAAAAAGAGCAACUUCCUAUCAGAACAGUGGAGACAGAGAAGCUAAACAAGUAGAAAAACUGAAAUAAACCACAACCAUCAAGUCAGACAAGCCAGCUCAUCAUGAAUAACUGCUGUCUCUUUGUUUCCAACUCACACCAACAGAGUGAACUUUGAAACCUUCUUGUCACAGCUGCAGUAUCAGGCAUCAAGGUUCAGCCAGCACGGUGAUAGUUGUCAUCUUUUCAUGCCACCGUUCCUCGUUGGAUGCGAUUAUAUUCUGAGUAGCCAUGAUUAACUCAUCCCAUGGACUAUAAAAGCCUCCGGCUGCCUGACAGGAGGCACCAUCAGGUCCAAGAACCCCAGCAGUUAAGCAGGUUGGUCUUCCUCCGCAGCCAUGAAAUUCUCCCUCGUUGCCGCUCUUGUUGUUGUGCUGGCUGUUGCCCAUGGCUCUGAGGCCGUCUCACUGGUGAAGCGUGACACCCAGGCCGACUUGGACAGGCUCACCCAGCUCAUCAAGGACAUGUCCGUCAGCAUCACCACCGCAACUCAGGAGAUGGUGGAGAAGAUUAAGACUCUUGAGAUGACCAACACCGCCCAGACUUAUGUGGAGGAAGGCAAGGCCAAGAUCCAGCCUCUGAUGGAGAAGGUCCAGGCUGAGGCCGCCAUGCUGCAGGAGCAGGUCCAGCCCUACAUCACCAACAUCGAGGACCACAUCAAACCCCUGACCGACAACUUCCAUGCUCAGGUCAAGCCCCUGACCGACAACUUCCACACUCAGGUCAAGCCUCUUACCGACAUGAUGGAGAAGCUCUUCCAGCAGGUGGUGGACCAGUCCAAGGUCCUGCUGCCCCCCCAGUCCAGCUAAAGAGACACUAAAGUGUGACCAGUUCACUUUCACUUCCACCCUGAACAGUCCUCUGCCUCUAAGUUAUUUCAUCAUUAAAGGGGUUUAAACAUA